UGUGGCGCUGUAACGUGUCACGGGUGUGUGGUGCUGAUGGUCAUGGCGACUCGGCGGGCUCUGCACUUCGUGUUUAAAGUGGGAAACCGCUUCCAGACGGCGCGUUUCUAUCGUGAUGUCCUGGGAAUGAAGAUUCUGCGGCAUGAGGAAUUUGAAGAAGGCUGCAAAGCUACCUGUAAUGGGCCUUAUGAUGGCAAAUGGAGUAAAACAAUGGUGGGAUUUGGACCUGAGGAUGAUCAUUUUGUUGCAGAACUGACUUACAAUUAUGGCAUCGGAGACUACAAGCUUGGCAAUGACUUCUUGGGUAUCACACUCGCUUCUAGCCAGGCUGUCAGCAAUGCCAGGAAGCUGGAGUGGCCACUCAGUGAAGUUGCAGAAGGUGUUUUUGAAACUGAGGCCCCAGGAGGAUAUAAGUUCUAUUUGCAGAAUCGCAGUCCACCUCAGUCAGAUCCUGUAUUAAAAGUAACUCUGGCAGUGUCUGAUCUUCAGAAGUCCUUGAACUACUGGUCUAAUCUACUGGGAAUGAAAAUUUAUGAAAAAGAUGAAGAGAAACAAAAGGCUUUGCUGGGCUAUGCUGAUAACCAGUGUAAGCUGGAGCUCCAGGCCAUCCAGGGUGCAGUUGAUCAUGCAGCAGCUUUUGGAAGAAUUGCCUUUUCUUGCCCCCAAAAAGAGUUACCGGACUUAGAAGACUUGAUGAAAAGGGAGAACCAAAAGAUCCUGACUCCCCUGGUGAGUCUGGAUACCCCAGGGAAAGCCACGGUUCAAGUGGUCAUCCUGGCUGACCCUGAUGGACAUGAAAUUUGCUUUGUGGGGGAUGAAGCAUUUCGAGAACUUUCUAAGAUGGAUCCAGAGGGAAGCAAAUUGUUGAAUGAUGCAAUGGCAGCAGAUAAAAGUGAUGAAUGGUUUGCUAAACGAAAUAAACCAAAGGCUUCAGGUUAACAGAAGACAUCAUGUGGAACAAGCAUUUAUCGUUCCUGUCUAGCACCUGUGAGGCCUGGUGUGUCCAUCAUGAUAAAUGCUCUCACAACCUGGUUGUUUCUGUACAGACAAGGAGAUUGGGCUGGUGAAGAUUUAUGUAUUUUAAUCUUCGAAAGCUCUGAUACAUUUUAGAUAUAAAAUCCUAUUAUCAGUCCGCUUAGAGGCGAACUCUUGCUAUAAUCUGCAUUGUCAUUGGAAUGGCGCAUUCUGUGUGUAACCUAAUUUAUUAGAUUAGUAAUAAAUUAUUUUCCAGCCUGGGGCAGCUAUGGGGUACGUUACCUUUGGUCGGGGAUGAAGGGGGUUUUGAUAAGCAUGUAAAUUUUAUGAGAACUAUUCAAAUGAAUCCUAACCAGUUGCGUACAGCAGGAAUACUUCCAGCACCCAAUGACAGUGUGCUGUUCUAAUGAAGUGCAGGCCUUGACAUUUAAAAAUCUUUAAAGAAAUUUUGUUCCUCCAACCAAAAGAUUUGGUUGACACCCCCACAUUCCUUGCUUUAAAAUUUUGCGUAGCCAGGGAAAACAGCCGGAAGGGUCUAAUGUAUUGUGUUGCUACAUGCCUGGCUCUCUGCUAAUUUCUUUAUAUAUAAAUUUUUUUAAUCCUUACAAGAAGAGAACCUGUUAGACUUCUUUAAAAUGGAUUAAAUGAUUUCUUCAGCCUGAAAACAGUGUUUUCCUAUGGUUUUCUAUUUGGUUCUACAGAACAAAUAUAUUUUAAUCACUGGAAUCAGAAUUAUAUUGGGCAUACUUAUUAAAUGUUUUUUGAAAGUAUACUUCUGAAAUCAAGCUGUCACACUAGCCUGCAGACUCAUUAUUUAAAGUGGUGGCCAGGUUCCAAUUUUAGGGAAGACACUGAGGGGACUGGAAAGGAUUGACUCAGAGGAUACCAGUUCCAGAAUGGCACAUAUGAAAUUACUUGUAAAUCAUAGCCUCUGCUUUCUCCCUUGCUGGCAGUGGCAGUGGGGGGGUUGGGGUAUGGAAAUUUCAGGGUGAGUUUCAGCUCACCUUCUUAUAGGGUGAUCUUACCUUCACUGAGAAAAAAAUAUCCUUUUCCAGCUCUACAGCACUUUUCAUUCGACUUAAAUUCUCUUAGGGAAGCAAUCAUGAGUUUGAAAGCAAACCAAGUUAUACGUGUUCUUUCUCUAGACGGUUCACUUUUUUCCUAUACAUGGGGAAAUUAUAUGAAUUUUGAAUGAUCAAACUUCUGUGUCUCUUUAGACUAUGACUUGUUAAUUCUCAGAUUUUCUAUUAGAUUAUUAAGUAACUCUUGAUGUUUAUCUCUAGUAAUACUGUUAUCAUGAAAAUGAACUAUCCUUUCCCCAGUGUAUUAGGCUGCUGCGCUCUGCUCUUCUAAGUGUGUUAUAAUAAAAUAAGUGGUUUAUGUAAGUACUGAA
Molecule: messenger RNA, 2368 nt
Organism: Equus quagga
Lineage: Eukaryota; Metazoa; Chordata; Mammalia; Perissodactyla; Equidae
Gene: GLOD4
Product: glyoxalase domain containing 4
Exons: 9
Coding region: 37-939 (300 amino acids)
Source: RefSeq, a predicted model, not a curated record